AUAAUCCCUUCUUCUUCAUUUUCAUUCUCACCCUAAACAACUCCAACUUCAUAAUCUUAUUCAUUUCUCUCACCAACUCUGUGUCUUUAGACUUUUAGUUCCCCUUUUUCCAAUGGAAGUUAUGGGGGGCUAACUUGGCAAGUUCUAUGGCAUUGACUGGUAUUUUGGCAAUGCAUAGAGCAAGAGAGAACUCUAUAAAGUUGCAGAACAUCACUCAUAUUGCCAUACGUAGUAAACAUAAACGUGAAAUUGGUAUGGACUUUGAAUCAGACUGGACAAGACACAGGAAGUCCUCUCCAUUUUCUGCUCAAGUGAUCCGUUCUGCAACUUCCUUUAUGCCUUGGUCUUGUAGAAUCCCAAUUAAUGAAGGAUAUCACGAAUUUCUUUAAUUGAAGUCAGUCAUAGAGAAGUUAUUACACCAUUUAUGCAAUACUGUUGAAAAACAGUCAUUGUUGUACAUGAUUUAAUUGGUUACUUUAUUUGGAUAAUGCCUGGAUUCAUUUCUGGAAAGAAGAGGUUCACAGAAGCAAACAUGUGCAUCAUCAACACUGUUAAACAGAAUUCAGUUAGUCUUUCAAAAAACGAUACUGGAUUUACUUCUCAGUUUCAUGAUGAGUCUCUCCUUCCUGGCUUACCUGAUGAUGUAGCAAAACUGUGUCUUGCCCUUGUACCUCGUUCUAGCCAUCCAUCUAUGGCUGGUGUUUGCAAGAAUUGGAGGUCAUUCAUUAAAGGCAAGGAAUUCAUAACUGAGAGGAAAUUAGCUGGUGCAGUUGAGGAGUGGGUGUACUUCUUGACUAUGGAUGCUGAAAGGAAGGAAUGCCACUGGGAAGUGUUUGAUUGUGUGGAACAUAAAUUCCGAAUGCUUCCACCAAUGCCUGGGGCAGUGAAGGCUGGUUUUGAAGUGGUUGUUCUGAAUGGGAAGCUACUUGUCAUAGCUGGUUAUUCAAUUGCCGAUGGGCCUGAUUCUGUCUCAUCAGACGUUUAUCAAUAUGAUUCUUGCCUUAAUAGGUGGAGCAAACUGGCCAAUUUAAAUAUAGCUCGAUAUGAUUUUGCUUGUGCCGCUGUUGAUGGCAUUGUCUAUGUAGUUGGAGGCUAUGGGGUAGAAGGCGACAAUCUAUCGAGUGCUGAAGUUUAUGACCCCGAAACUGACAAGUGGACUCUAAUUGAAAGCCUCCGCCGCCCUCGAUCAGGCUGUUUUGCAUGUGGAUUCGAUGGUAAGCUGUAUGUCAUGGGUGGAAGGUCAAGCUUCACAAUUGGAAACUCGAAGUUCGUGGACGUGUACAAUCCCAAGAGGCAUAGUUGGUGUGAGAUGAAAAAUGGUUGUGUAAUGGUCACUGCUCAUGCUGUGGUAGGUAAGAAACUCUUCUGUAUGGAAUGGAAGAACCAACGGAAGCUAGCUAUGUUCGAUCCAGAGGAUAAUUCAUGGAAGAUGGUACCAGUUCCAUUAACUGGUAGCUCAAGCAUUGGAUUUCGAUUUGGCAUACUGGAUGGGAAGCUACUGCUCUUUUCGUUGAAGAACGAACCUGAAUACCGUACUUUGUUGUACGAUCCAAAUGCAACACCAGGUUCAGAAUGGAAAACCUCAGACAUAAAACCAUCUGGCUUGUGCUUGUGCAGUGUGACCAUCAAGGUUUGACAAUGGAGUUUCAUUUUUAGGGUGAAAGACAACAAUUCACAUGGUUGGGGAUAUGCCAGACCCUUCUUAUCCACUUGACUUAUUUGUUUAGCAAAUUAGAUUCAUUCUCAAUUUUUAUUACCUGACAAUAAAUGAUUUCUCCAAUCAUUUACUCAUAAACAUCAUUAUUAUCUUAAUGAUCUAGUGGUGCAUCAAUACUCUGAUGAUGUUCUAAACAAGCCAAGAAUCAUGAUAGAUAACCAUGAGAAGAUUCUCUCAUGAAGUAAAAGGGUUAGAGGCAUCUAAUUCAGGUUACAUUGCUUUCAAUCAACUUCCCUGCUAUUCUUGGAAAAUGUUGAAAACAACAUUGUUAUCACCAGGCUGGUCGAAGAUGUCUGUUGAACCUGCUAAUCGCGGGUUGGUUACGGAGUUAAAAUGAUGGUUUUUUUAUGAAUCUGUUUGGGAAGAUAUUGGUUGGUAUGGAUAUCCAGCCUCUGCUGAAGGAAUUAGUAUUUGGAAGCUAAUCCCAUGUUAAGAAUGAUGCAUUAAAGAUUUAGAUUUGUACAUAAAAGCAAUGGUAAAUUGUGAAUUCAUAUACUUAUCCCUUUUAGUUAUUCUUUUGAAAGAUUGCAUUUGGGGAUUUCCUUAAA
Molecule: messenger RNA, 2265 nt
Organism: Benincasa hispida (wax gourd)
Lineage: Eukaryota; Viridiplantae; Streptophyta; Magnoliopsida; Cucurbitales; Cucurbitaceae
Product: Galactose oxidase/kelch repeat superfamily protein
Molecular function (GO): protein binding
Source: RefSeq, a predicted model, not a curated record